Molecule: messenger RNA, 4563 nt
Organism: Hylaeus anthracinus
Lineage: Eukaryota; Metazoa; Arthropoda; Insecta; Hymenoptera; Colletidae
Product: transcription factor Sp4-like
Exons: 11
Coding region: 1287-3791 (834 amino acids)
Biological process (GO): regulation of transcription by RNA polymerase II
Molecular function (GO): DNA-binding transcription factor activity, RNA polymerase II-specific; RNA polymerase II cis-regulatory region sequence-specific DNA binding
Source: RefSeq, a predicted model, not a curated record
AGCCCCACGAGGAAAAGAAAGGGCGUCGUCGCAGCGAGGGAGUCUCGCUCCUCCCUUCCUAUUCCCGUCAUCUGGCAGCGGAUCGUUCGCUCCUGGACAACCAUAGCAAGCGAGAACAUAUGCCCAAUAACGAACGUAUCGCGACCCUGACCGGUGGGCUAGCUAAAAAGAGGGGAAGGAAGGCCAGAGAAAGUAGGAGGUGCGCGUCGUUUAUCCCUCUUCGUCGGGGUGGGCGUCGGGACGGUUCCCUGCGUACGCCCCUGUCUAACGAACCUGUGCUCGCUGCCAGCAAUUGCGAGGCGAGCGCGACCAAUCAGGCGCUCCGUCCGAUCGUCUCGCGGACGGCGACGUUGCCACCUCGCGUACCGCCCCACGGCGAAAGUAGUCCUCUCAUAGCGGUAUUCGUAGCCCUGUUUUCGCGAGGGACGGCCGACCAACACGCUGUCGCGUACGGAUAUAUACGUGCACGUGUCCGUGUCGAGAUCGCGUUGGGGAAAUUGGAUCGCCAGGUGAACCCAGGAUUAGCGUGGCCGCGGCAUUUCGUCGGUCAGAAGCCCAGGAGGAGGACGAACGCGGUACGAGAGCGUCAAGCUCCACCACCUCUGCGUGCCUACGCGGUGAUUUUGGCGGCAAAUUCGAACCGUGACUCGACGACUCGUCGCCGCUAAGCAUUGUUUACGGAGGAACUGGCGUGGAGGUGCCCCGAGUAUCGACCAAGGAAGGGAAAGCGUAGAUCGCUGGGAUCACUGCGCUCGCGCGCGCGUGCCCGCUGGUGCCCGCCCAACGUCCAACGCUUUUAUGUGUGUAUAGUUGGCUUCCUCGUGGAACGCUGGCGGUACGGACCUUAGUGAACUUCGGUGUAUACUAUGUCUAGACGCUCCUUGUAACUAUCGCCGUACGAUAGACGUACUUUUUACUGUAUUCCGUAUUAUACAAUGGCCGCCUCGUCGAGGUGAGACAGGAAGCGCGCGUGGCGUCUGGCUCCCUGGAGGGAAGAGAAACAGUAGCGGGAGCGUGGACGUUUCCACGGAGGAGCACGUGCCAAUUCGCGAGUUAGGUGGAGUCCCAUGCGCAAAGUGGGUGGAGGCUGCAUCGCGAGGCUGCCUUCCCCGUUAUCGCAGAUCAAAUGCUCGCUGACUAAGUAUCUCCAUGUAUCAAGGACUAAUCAGUUAGCCCAAUCUAGUACGUCGAAGGAUGGAUUCCUAGCACAAGAGUGUUCGACGUAAAAUUACCGUUAACGUCGACAUUGUUUUCCUUGGAGAAUAUACAACACAAAUAUUUUCACCAUGAAGCGAACCGUGGAUGGAAGAAGCAUCACCCAGGAGGAGAUCGAGGACCACGAUCCGUUGCAAGUGCAACAACAGCAGCAAGACGAAGUCGACCAGCAGCAGCAGCAGCAGCAACAGCAGCAGCAGCAGCAGCAACAGCAGCAAUUGGAACAGCAAACUGCCCAGCCUCAGAUACGUUUCCUAAGCGCAAACGUUUUGCAGCAGCUGCAGCAACAGCAAGAUGUUCAGCAACAAGCACAGCAGCAGCAGCCUCAAGUCAUCACGCUGCAGCAGCUGCAGAAUUUCGUGCCUUUACAAACUCAACAGUCCCAGCACGACCAACAGAGAGCGCAGACGAUUUCCGUGCAGUCUCUCCCUCAACAAUUCUUGCAAGGUGCUCAGUUAAUCAGCACUCAGACCCAAGCUGCUCUCCAGCAGCAGCAGCAACAGACGCAGCAGCAGCAAGUCCAGCAGCAGUCCCAGCAACAGCAACCCCAGCAACUUAGCUAUAGUGUAAUUCCACAGAUGCAAACUGUUAACAUUGACGGCCAAGAGGCACUCUUCAUUCCAUCUUCUGCUAUGUCUGCCGCAGGCGGACAUCAUCAGACCCAGCCUGCAAUGCAAUUUGCUACAGCUAGCGGGCAACAAGUUCAGCUUGCUAGCCAGCAAGUGCAAUUGGCUAACGGUCAGACUAUUAUCACGCCACAGCCUGUCAGUCUGAUAAGGGCGCCCAAUGUCUUUCCCACUUCUAUCAUUCAGAACAUCACUGGACAAACUGUUCAGUUACCGUCAGGGCAGAGCGUGCAAGUUAGGCCACUUCAGUUCCCCAUGCAGCACGUACAGCAGACUGUGCCAGUGCAGGUACCAGUCACCGCCAGCAAUGGUCAAACUGUGUAUCAGACGGUGCAUUUUCCAGUCCAAGCGUUGUCCAGUGUUUUCAAUAUGCCCACUACGCAGAUGAUACCUCAGAUCACUCAGCAAAUUCCCCAAAUGGCUCAAAUAAUCACCCCAAACGGACAAAUACAGCAGGUCCAGAUCGCGAAUCUGCCGCAGCUUCAAAGUUUACAGAGCCAGCAGGUAACGCAAGUCGCCCAGCAAGUGGCCCAGCAACAGGCUCAACAGCAAACCCAGCCGCAAGUAGUGCAGUCCGUGCAACAGCAACACCAGCAGCAAGCUCAGGUCCAGCAACAGCAGCAGCAAGUGCAGCAGGUCGUCCAGCAAGUCAUCCAGCAGCAACAACAGCAACAGCAGCAGCAGCAAGUUCAGCAGGUCCAGCAGCAAUCAUCCGCGCCGUCGUCAACUGUCGCAACAUGGAGCACGACUGUGUCGACUCCCAGCAACGUCCAGGUACUUGGGAUUGGUGCUCUUGGAAGGCCAAUUACAGCUAGCGGUAACGUUAUCACUACCAAGGACGGGCAGAAGAUCGACGUGCAGACGUUGUCCGCUCUAGCGAGGCCACCAGAAUCGGUCGAAGGCGAUAUCAAAGUGACCAGCAUCGAUGCUAGACAAUUAGCUAGUGGCCAAGUCAUUCAUAUUCCUGCGGCUCAAUCAGCUCAGUCCGCUGUCCAGCCCAUCACCAUCACAGGAACCCAGGCGCAGCAGUUGACCCUGAUUCCUGCAUCAGCGUUGGCGAAUCUGACCGCCCAACAAGGGAACAUGAUGAGAGGCGUCGGCAGCGGAAGCAUAAUGCAGAUCCAGCCUACCGGAGGAAUGAGCACGGCAAACGGCUGCGUCCUCCAGUCGAUCCCUGUGCAGAAUAUCCCGGGUCUAGGUAACGUGCAAGUGAUUCCUGCGAGCGCUCUUCAGCCUGCCAACCUCCAGACCAUGCCCACCGCGACCACACCCAUCGUAGCUACACCAACGGUUCAACUAGACUCGAACGACGCUACUAAAUGGCAAAUCCUGCAGACUCUUCAGUCCAAUAAUACGCUGUCGACGCCCGCUCCCGCGUCUCACCAGCACCAAGUCAGCACCGCAGGAUCGACCAACGUGGACACUGAUUCUAAUAAACAGCAUCGAAGGAGAGUUGCCUGCACGUGUCCCAACUGCGGCGAUGGUGAUAGGAAUCGAGACCUGACCAGGAAACGCCAACACGUCUGCCACAUAGCCGGAUGCAACAAGGUGUACGGGAAAACGAGUCACCUGAGGGCACAUCUGAGGUGGCACACGGGCGAACGACCGUUCGUUUGUAGUUGGAUAUUCUGCGGGAAGAAGUUCACCAGAUCCGACGAGCUUCAGAGGCAUCGCAGGACCCACACCGGGGAGAAGAGAUUCCAGUGUCCCGAGUGCACGAAGAAAUUCAUGCGGUCGGAUCACUUGACGAAACAUAUUAAGACGCACACGAAAAUUCGAAGCACGGAAGCAGCUACUUCAACGCAGGAAGGUUCCUCCGACAGCCAAUCUUCCACGGAAGAGAAAAUCAUCAUCGCCCUCCACAAAGAUACGGAGCAGUCCGACAUCGUCAUCACCGAGCAGAUAGACGAGAUAAAGGCUCAGCCAACGAAUCACGUGACGAACGAGUAAAGUGGAAUCCUCCGUCUCUGAGGAUUUAGGAGAAAUUGUUAGUUAGUUGGUUGUUACGUUAACGACGUCGACGAAAGACGAGAUUUGUCAAUAGCGUUAUAUCGUUUAACGGGAGAGAAUAACUUUUUACAGGGAUUAUCGUAAUUCGUAAUGCAUAUUGAUCUAUUUUUGUAACGAUGACGAUUUGUAAAUAUGUAUAUAAUGUAUAUUAAUGUAAAAAGUUUUUGCACAAAAUGAAUUUUACACUUAUAAACGGUUUUUGAUAUUGCGAUUCGUAGGGAUGGUUCAGUCUUUCACCUUAUUAUAGGAGAAUCUUUUGUUACGCGUAGGGACGAUGUCGCGUCGAAUGAAUCGUUUCAGGCGUAACGUUUAAAUAGACUAAUAUAAAGUGUAUACAGGUAAAAGGUAAGACUCUUUUGCUUUUAGUUUAAAAACACUUGGUCGUUUGCAAAAUCUUUUGGAACAGCCUUGUACCAUCCACACGUGUAUCUUAAUUACAUCGUUAACUAGAAUGGCACCUUACGGCACUUAUAUUGUUUUCCAUAGCUUUGAACAAUAGAUCGUGUUUUACAAACUAAUUUACUUGAUUUAUCUAAAAAAUCAAUAGAGAUUAUUGUCAUCUUAUUGAUCUUUCAAUAAACCAGUAAAUAGACAAAUUCACGCAUUAUAUUCCUUGUCGCUGAAAAGUCGAGAUUCGAUUUAAAGCAUAUUUCUAUUUUACUUAUUUCAUUUAGCAAUCCCGAGGUACCCGAGCUACCUACAAACAUGUAAA